Messenger RNA from Paramecium sonneborni, 1425 nucleotides. Lineage: Eukaryota; Ciliophora; Oligohymenophorea; Peniculida; Parameciidae. The record is from the annotation of a GenBank genome assembly.
AUGUUAGAUGAAAUUCCUGGAAUAAAUAGAGAGAGAAUUAAGUAAUUUGCAAUUAGUUAUGCUCUCUAUAUUAUGGUUCAUUGUUGUAGAUCAACUUGGAGUUAUGCGUCAGGAUUGAUAAUAGAAGGAAAUAAGAUUGAAGGAUUUACUCCAUAAUUUUUAGGAUAUGUCAAUUUUACAUUUUUAUUAUCAAUGGGUGUAUCAUACUUUUUGUAUAUUAUUUUUUAAUGAGGCUUGGAUAGUUAGGUGAUAAGAUAAAUCCAAAAUUAUUUGUAAUUCUUGGCACAUAUCCAUUAAGUGCAUUAUUUAUUAUCCUAGCCCUAAUAUUUGAAUUUACAACAUCCCCAAAAGAAUUAUAUUUAGUAUUAUUACUGUUAGCUGGAAUGUUUUCUUCAACUGCUUGGCCAGGCUUAUUAUGUAUAUUUAUCUUUUUAUUAUUUUUAAGCAAUAAUGAAUGCAUGGAUGCCAAAAGAAUAAAAAGUGAUUAUUCUUGGUAUAUUUGCUUCUUGCAUUAAUGUAGGCAAUAUAGCAGGUUUUAUUAAUUCUGGGAUUACUAUAGAAAUAUUAGAUCUGAGCAUUUUAACCCCCAUUUAUAUAAGUGGAGGAUUGCUAUUUAUUAUGACUAUUAUAUUUCAUAGAUUUAUCAAGCCAAAACCAACUAUAACAUCUGAACAUGUAAUUUAGGAUACAUCAUAACAACCUUAUGUGAGUAAAGAAGUUGUAGGAGUAAAGAAAUUGAAGAUAUGGAAAGCUUGGCUUUUACCAGGAGUAGCUGUAUAUGCUUUAGCUUUUGGAUGUAUUAAAGCUACUUCUAUGAUUAUGGGUUUAUGGUUACCAGCUUAUUUAGAUUAUCUUCAUGUAGGAUUUGUUGCUUUAAUUAAUAUUAUGCUUGAUUUAGGUGCUGGAUUUGGAGGUGUAAUAGUAUGGUAUCAUAAAAUUCAUUUAUCUAUUAGUUAUUUAGGAGUUAAAUACUAAAAAAGAGCAACAAUAAUUGUACCAUUAUUAUGGUUAGGAACCAUAUUAAUGGUGGCUAUUAAUUUCUUAAAAGAUUAUGAUAAUCCAUAUGGAGGAUACAUGGCUCUUAAUUUUGGAGUCGGUUUAUUUAUUGGAGGAUGUUACAAUAAUGUAGCUGCUGCUAUUGCUGUUGAACUUAGUAACAAUAAAGCUUUAAAAAGUAUAUAUAUAGAUUAAAUUAAUUUAGAGUAUAAACAUGCAACUGCCACUGUCACCUCAUUAAUUAUGGGAUAUGGAACUCUCUUUGGAGCUUUAAAUUAAAUAGUUGUACCAUACGUUAAAGAUUACCUCUUUCUUUAUUGCGGUAUUCUAGCUGUUGUUGGAGGAUUACUAUUAAUUGUUGUCAUCUUAACUGAAUGGAAAGUUAGUGAUGAACCAGAUAAAUUAAAUAAAGAAAUAGAAAUGCAUUGA